This is a messenger RNA of Fulvia fulva, 3006 nucleotides long. Its product is annotated as Pre-mRNA-splicing factor ATP-dependent RNA helicase prp16. Gene Ontology annotation, cellular component: intracellular anatomical structure; spliceosomal complex. Lineage: Eukaryota; Fungi; Ascomycota; Dothideomycetes; Mycosphaerellales; Mycosphaerellaceae. The record is from RefSeq and is a predicted model, not a curated record. The coding region runs from base 1 to 3006 and encodes 1001 amino acids. Gene Ontology annotation, biological process: mRNA splicing, via spliceosome. Gene Ontology annotation, molecular function: RNA binding; ATP binding. The transcript has a single exon.
AUGGCUAGCGAAAACAGCGCGAAGCGACGCAGAAUCGACGACGGCGACUCGGACCAUCUCAGCAUCAAGCCGCAAAGAGCACGACCAGACCGACCGCAAGAUCGCAAUGGCGGACCUCAUGUUUCGAGAUAUGGCGAUGCGACGCCGCGCUCAUAUCGAGUUGAGGGCACGCCGCCUCGCGAAAAAUUCGAGGGGCCGGAAAGGGGUGUAAACAAUGAGGACUCGGCUGCUCUAGAUCGUGACUGGUAUAAUUACGGCGAAGAGGGAGCAGUACUUGGUGAUGAUUCGCAUAAUCCGUUUGGAGGCACUGAAGAUACAACGUAUGCCGAUCGCAUACGUGAGCAGGAGCUGCUGGAGAAGAAGCUGGCAGUGAGGUCCAACGUUAAUCCCAAGUUUUUGCAGCGACAGAAGGACAAUGAUGCCUGGGAGACGAAUCGCAUGCUGGCCAGUAGCGUCGCGCAGACGAGAGACAUGGGCAUGGAUUUUGGUGAGGACGACGAAGAGACCAGAGUCCAUUUGCUUGUGCACGACCUGAAGCCACCGUUUCUGGAUGGCAAGACUGUAUUUACAAAACAGCUUGAGCCAGUGAGCGCUGUCCGAGACCCGCAGAGCGACAUGGCAGUGUUUUCGAGGAAAGGCAGCAAAGCCGUGAAGGAGCGUCGACAGCAGAAAGAGAGGCAGAAGCAGGCUCAGGAAGCGACAUCUACAGCCAACACAGCACUAGGAAACAUCAUGGGAGUGAAAGAAGAGGACACAGACUCGGCUGCUCCGAAUGCGAAUGGUGAGGAAGAACCCAAGAACAAGGGCAGCAAGUUCGCAGAACACAUGAAGAAACAGGACAAGGGACAGUCAGACUUCUCCAGGACGAAGAGCUUGAGAGAGCAGCGAGAGUACCUACCAGCUUUUGCGGUGCGAGAAGAGUUGCUGAAGGUCGUGCGGGAUAACCAAGUCAUCAUCGUUGUUGGCCAGACAGGUUCUGGCAAGACAACGCAGCUUACACAGUUCUUGUAUGAAGAUGGCUACGCUAGAAACGGGUUCAUUGGGUGUACGCAACCACGACGUGUUGCUGCCAUGUCCGUCGCAAAGCGUGUCAGUGAAGAGAUGGAGGUUCCUCUCGGUGGCAAAGUCGGCUAUGCCAUUCGUUUCGAAGACUGCACGAGCAAAGAGACCCAGAUCAAGUACAUGACGGAUGGUGUCCUGCUAAGAGAAUCGUUGACGAAUCCUGAUCUUGAUCAGUACAGCUGCAUCAUCAUGGACGAGGCUCACGAGCGCGCGCUCAACACGGAUGUGCUGAUGGGCCUGAUCAAGAAAGUUCUUGCUCGACGACGAGAUCUCAAGCUGAUCGUGACUUCGGCAACCAUGAACGCGGAACGCUUCGCUCGCUUCUACGGAGGUGCGCCAGAAUUCUUCAUACCAGGAAGAACGUUUCCAGUCGACAUCCAAUAUUCGCGAUCUCCUUGCGAGGACUACGUGGAUAGUGCGGUACGACAAGUCCUUGCCAUACACGUGAGUCAGCCUGUCGGAGAUAUUCUGGUGUUCAUGACUGGACAAGAAGAUAUCGAAGUCACUUGCGAAUUGGUCGAAGAGAGGCUGGCUCAGCUGAAUGACCCUCCCAAGCUCAGCGUUCUGCCAAUUUACUCCCAGAUGCCUGCGGAUCUACAAGCCAAGAUCUUCGAUCGUGCUGCACCCGGCGUGAGAAAGGUCAUCGUGGCGACCAACAUUGCCGAGACGUCGCUCACAGUCGACGGUAUCAUGUAUGUCGUGGAUUGUGGCUUCAGCAAGCUCAAAGUCUACAACCCACGCAUGGGCAUGGACACGUUACAGAUCACACCGAUCAGUCAAGCCAACGCAUCGCAACGUGCUGGUCGUGCCGGACGUACUGGGCCUGGCAAAGCAUUCCAUCUCUACACGGAGCGAGCCUUUCGGGACGAGUUCUACAUUGCCACGAUACCCGAGAUCCAGCGGACUAACCUUGCGAAUACAGUUCUGCUUCUGAAGUCGCUUGGUGUGAAGAAUCUUCUGGACUUUGACUUUAUGGAUCCUCCACCGCAAGACACCAUUACGACCUCGCUCUUCGACCUAUGGGCUCUAGGAGCGCUGACGAACCUGGGAGAGCUAACUGAUCUUGGUCGUCAGAUGACAUCUUACCCCAUGGAUCCAUCACUCGCCAAGCUCGUCAUCAUGUCUUCGACCACUUAUCACUGUGCGGAGGAGAUGGUGACCGUUGUUGCCAUGCUCAGCGUACCCAGUGUCUUCUACCGCCCGAAGGAGCGUCUCGAAGAAGCAGAUGCAGCACGUGAGAAGUUCUUCGUACACGACUCAGAUCAUCUUACGCUGCUCACUGUGUACCAGCAAUGGGUCGCCAACGGACGGAGAGACAACUGGUGUGUCAAGCACUUCCUCCACCCCAAAGCACUACGCCGAGCAGAGGAGGUCCGCACUCAGAUCACGGAUAUCAUGUCCUCCAACAAAAUGGAAAUUGUCUCCUGCGGCUAUGACCUCGACGUAGUCCGCCAGUGCAUCUGCAGCGGUUACUACCACCAAGCAGCAAAACGAAAAGGCCUCGGCGAGUACGUGAACCUCCGCACGAGCGUUACCAUGGCCCUACAUCCUACCAGUGCCCUUUACAACAGCGGCGAUCCGCCUGACUACGUUGUCUACCACGAACUCAUCCUCACGAGCAAGGAGUAUAUGAGCGUCGCUACUGCCGUGGAUGCGCAUUGGCUUGCUGAUCUGGGGGGUGUUUUCUAUAGCGUGAAGGAGAAGGGGUACAGCGCUAUUCAAGGAAGGAGAGAGAUGGAGUAUAGCAAGAAGGCAGAGCUUGAGGAGCAGAUUAGGAAAGAUAGGUCAAGGCAGAAGGAGGAGGAGGAGGAGGAUGAGCAGAGAGGAGUCUCUGGCACGAAGAGUAGCACUAAUGGGCCGGCGAAGAGUGCUGUGAAGAAGGUGGGAGGGUCGAAGGGGAGUGCUGUUGUUAAGCCGGUUAUUGGAGGCAGGCGGAAGAGGUAG